Messenger RNA from Penicillium nucicola, 777 nucleotides. RefSeq lists its product as uncharacterized. Bases 1 to 777 code for a protein of 258 amino acids. The transcript has a single exon. Lineage: Eukaryota; Fungi; Ascomycota; Eurotiomycetes; Eurotiales; Aspergillaceae. The record is from RefSeq and is a predicted model, not a curated record.
AUGGACGCCCAGGCUUAUCUCAUGCGCCAUGGCUGGUCAGGCCCCGGAAACCCAUUACAACCAAACACAAGGCCAGGUCCACACGGCGGACUAGGCCUCACACGGCCAAUCCUAGUAGCCCGCAAAGCCAACAACCACGGCGUAGGCAAGAAAACAACCAAAGAUCCCACCAACCAAUGGUGGCUCCGGGGGUUCGAAGACGCACUGAAGAGCGUCGGCGAUGAAAGCCACGAGGGUGUUUCCGCGCGCGCAGGGAACGCACUCACUAGUGAACUUUAUCGCAAUUUCGUGAGGGGGACUGCGUUGGCUGGGACACUGAAUCCGAAGGAUGGGGAGAAAACAGAGGCGGGGAUUGGGGAGAAGAGGAAGAGAGGGGAUGAGGAAGUGAAGGCUACAGAGACGAAAGAGGAGAGGAGGACUCGGAGGGCUGCGAAGAAGGAGAGGAAGGAGAAGAGGGCUGUUGCGCGUGAUGCGAAGAAGGAGAGGAAAGAGAAGAGGGCUUUUGCUAGGGCUGAGAGAAGCAAAGAGAGAGAGGCGAAGAAGGCUGCUAAGAAGGCUAAGAAGGAGAAGGAUGUCGCUGGCGAUGAGGAUUAUCCUACGCCUAUGUCUAUUGAUUCCGGAUCGGGAUCGGGAUCUGGAUCCGAGAAGACAGACGUGGAGACUGUGAUCAAGGACAAGAAGGAGAAGAAGACCAAGAGUGAUAGCGAAGACUCGAAAAAGGACGAAAAGGACAGAAAGGAAAAGAAGGAGAAGAAGAGGUCGGAGUCCAAGGCAUGA